Messenger RNA from Setaria italica (foxtail millet), 1694 nucleotides. RefSeq names its product probable flavin-containing monooxygenase 1. The transcript has 4 exons. Gene Ontology annotation, molecular function: flavin adenine dinucleotide binding; NADP binding; N,N-dimethylaniline monooxygenase activity. Lineage: Eukaryota; Viridiplantae; Streptophyta; Magnoliopsida; Poales; Poaceae. The coding region runs from base 1 to 1587 and encodes 528 amino acids. The record is from RefSeq and is a predicted model, not a curated record.
AUGGACGUGAACAAGAAACGCGUGGCCAUCGUCGGAGCCGGCCCGAGCGGGCUGACGGCAUGCAAGCACGUGCUGGCCAAAGGCUUCCGGCCGGUUGUCUUCGAGGCCGCCGACGCCGUCGGCGGCGUGUGGACGCGGACGCUGGCCUCCACGAGGCUGCAGACGCCGGCGGCCGCGUUCCUGUUCUCCGACUUCCCCUGGCCAGCGGACGUCGAGGACGAUGAGUUCCCGCGCAACGACCAGGUGGCGGCGUACAUGGCCGCGUACGCGCGGCAGUUUGGCGUCCUCGAGUGCGUCAGGUUCGGCAGCAGGGUGCUCGGCGCCGAGUACGCCGGCGCGUCGGAACAGGAGGUGGCGGCGUGGGAGCGGUGGUCGGGGAACGGCGAGGCGUUCGGCGACGGCACCGGCGAGUGGCACCUCACCGUGAAGCACGGCGAAUGUGAGGAGGCUCAGACGUACAAGUUCGAUUUCCUGAUCCUCUGCGUAGGGAGGUACGCCGUCGCGAAGCACCCUAAGUUUCCCCACGAAGCAGGCCCUGAAGUGUUCCACGGGCAAGUGCUCCACUCCAUGGACUUCUCGCGCAUGCCGCACGCCGAUGCCGAUGAGCUGACUAGAGGCAAGCGUGUCGUCGUUGUCGGCUCCGGCAAGUCAGGAAUCGAUAUCGUCGCGCAGUGCGCUGAAGCCAACGGUAGCAAGUACCCAUGUACCUUGGUUUACAGAACUGCCAAUUGGACGAUGGAUCCCAACCUUAAAUGGGGUGCUUUUUUCGAGAAGAUGAUGACAAGCCGGUUGGCAGAGCUGAUGGUUCACAAGCCCGGAGAAGGGUUCGUCCUGAGCCUUCUCGCCACGGUGCUCACUCCCAUGAGAUGGCUAAUAGCCAGGGCGACCGAGACGUACUACAAGGCUCUCAUGCCGAUGCGGAAGCACGGGAUGGUGCCCGACCACAGCUUCUCGGCGGCGAUGCUGGGCUGGCGGAUCAGCGUGCUCCCGGAUAGGUUCUACGAUGCGGUCGACGAGGGCGGCAUCGUGCUCAAGAGGUGCGACUCCUUCAGCUUCUGCGCCGGCGGCGUGGUUCUCGACGGCACGGGCGAGCGCGUCGAUGCCGACGUGGUCAUCCUCGCCACCGGCUUCGACGCCGACCGGCUGCUGAGCGGCGUGUUUGCGUCGCCCUGGUUCCGCGAGAUCAUCGUGGCGGAGCCUUCCGACACCAUGCUUCCUCUCUACAGGCACUGCGUGCACCCCCGGAUACCGCAGAUGGCGGUGGUCGGGUACGCGGAGAGCGCGGCGAGCAUCUACCCCUACGAGAUGAUGGCCAAGUGGGUGGCGCACCUGCUCGACGGCACGGUGCACCUCCCCAGCGUCGCGGCCAUGGAGCGGAGCGUGGCGGAGUGGGAGUCGUGGGGGCAAUGGGCCAAGCGGCGCAGUGGCGGCUUCUUCCUCAAAUCCUGCAUCGCCACCGCCACGACGUGGUACCAUGAUCAGCUGUGCCGGGACAUGGGGUACAGCCCCAGGAGGAAGCGAGGUGAAGGGUUUCUCGCCGACUGGCUCCAGCCGUACGGACCCACGGACUACGCUGGCAUCCAGUGAAGAAGAUCAGUGCGCUUUCACUGUCUAGCGCAAUAAAAUAUGGAGAUCAUCUUCAUCUUUAUUGAUUGAUGUCGUGUAUUAUGUACUUUGAUGUGAUAACGUGGCAA